GCUUCACAGUGUACUUGUAGUUUAGUUAGUGUACCUUGAUGAUUGCCUGACACAAAGUGAAAGAAACUAUUCCACAUCCCAACGGGACAGGUUUGUUUUGUUCAUCCCAAAAAUAUACCAUGAUAGGUUCUUUAGGUAUACAUUUAGGAACUGAUGUGAAAAAAUAAAUAUUAGAAUAACUAGCCCUGCAAUAGGACAUUAGCGGUCAAGUGACCAUUAGCAUCGCUGCUGCUGCUGCUGCUGCUGGUGCUACCCGGAAACAUUGCAAGGGCCGGAAAGAACCGAUGUUUGGGGAGCACACGUCACUCACUUUUUUUUUUUUUUACCCCAAAUUUAUUAGCGCCCACCAUCAUUCCCAACAUUUUCUGCCGGGUAACUGUGUUGCUAGCCCCCCUUCUUUCUCUGUCGUGCUUGAGUGGUAUGAGGGAGGACGACGCCGGUAUCCGACGGUGUUUAUUUGACGGUGCGGAGGGGAGCGGCGGACGCGCUUUAGCCCAGAGCCUUAGCGAGCGGCGGUGAAAAUGGCUCCGGCUAACCACUGGAAAACGGCACGCAGCAAUGGAAGCGAGCGGUAGCUACUUAGCUUGUGGCUAAUAGCAAGCUAUCUAGAAGAAGGCGUGACAGGCCUCAUCCGUCUGCGACUGUGCUCAGACGCGCUCAGUGGCAAGAUUUUAUUGCUGCUUUUCAUGACAAUGAGAAUCGGCCCUAAGUGCGAUAAAGUGUCUUUCUCGGUCGCCUGUCGGGGAUUCUGCAAAAGCUCCAUCGGAUCGAUUGGAGGAAAUGGUAAGAAUGGAAGAGCUUCAGGGUCUUCUUGGCUGAACACAGAUGAGGAAUCUCACUUAGAUGAAGGGAAAUGUCAAUGCAGUAACUGGCAAAGGAAACAAGAGGAAGUCAAUUGAACUGCUUUGCUGUAGAACUUAUUGUAAGAGAUUUUUCAAUUUAGCGGAACAUAUCCAAAGACACUUUUUUUUUUAUUUGAGCUUCCCGGCUAACCUACUGCUUUUGGAAGUAAAUUGUGAGCAGUGGAGGAUCGAGAACAAGAGUAUCAUCGUCCGAUUGUCUUCUUUUUUUUUUUUUUUUUUUUCUUUAGAUUGAAGUGACAUCAAAACAUUUGCACAAAAUCCUCUUUUAGACUUGAGUUGACAUUUCACCCGUCUGUCGGGACUCUUGUUGCUGCUCCUAGCACUGGAGGUUUGGCCCUGUACCCCCCCAUGUGCAUUUGAGUGGGAAAUGUUCCAAUUUGGAAAAUACAAUUUGGACAUUAUAGAGAUGUUAAGUGGGCACCAGGCCCACCAGUUCAAAGGUCUUGGUCUAGACCGCCAACUACAGCAUCAGCAGCAAGUGCAACUCCACCAGCAUCAACUACAGCAGCAGCAGCAGCAGCAAGCUGAGUCGUCUGGAGCCCUUCUGUCUGGACUUGGCUUGGGACCCCUGCAGGGGUCAAGAGGUAACGCCUUUUCUGAUUCUGCCUCCAUUUUUGCCAAGAUGAGUGCCCCUCCUCCCCCACCUUUACAACAACAGCCUUCCUCAUCUCAGAGCUCUCGUUCAAAGUCAAGCAAGAUGAGCAGCAGCAGCAGCUCCUCGAGCCAUUCCUCGGGCUACCCACAGUUCCUGCGCUCUUUCCACCCGUCUGAGGCAGCACUAGCACAGGAGCAGUUACACCCAGGUGUAGGCCGUUUUGAGCACUUUGCCGGGGGGAGUAGCAGUAGCACGAGUGCUGGGGGAUUAGGAGGAUUAGUAACAUCAGCACCUCCACCCCCACCUCCUCUGCAUCCCGGCCUGUCUGUCCCCCAAGCAUCAUCUGGCCCCUCCUCGUCUUCCCCUUCCCCUUCAACCUCUGUGGCCACCUCUAACAAUCCCUCUAGUAGCAGUGCAGUCAGCUCAUUGGGACACCAGUUAGUUGGAGCCCAGUCUGAUGCACGGAGCCUUCACCAACAGUUCAGCUGCAUGCUAGCUGCUAACCAGUAUUUCCUUUCUGGGGUGCCUGCUAAUGCUAGCUUAGAGCAGUUUCUCGUUCAGCAGGGUAGCCAUAACCACUUAGGGAUCGGUUUAAGUCAGUCAGGUGGGGAGCCCAGCACUAGCCUCGCUCCGCCCCCUGCGCUGCAUUCUUCUCACCCGCAUAGCCACUCUCAGUCGCAGCAGGCGCCGCAGCAGCCACCCCAGCAGCAACAGCUUCCGCCUCACACCCUAUCUCAUCCUCACUCUCAUUCUCAUCCUCACCACCCGCUCCACCCCAGCUCCCAGCCCUCGUCGCUGGGCAGUUUUGACUUUCAGGGUAUCCCUGUCCUCUCGUCAAAUCAAAUAGCUUCUCUGAUGCAGCAGGAAGCAGGUUUGCCGCUCCCCUUGCCACUUCAUUUAUCCUUGUCAAAGGAUGAUGGUAAAGCGGAAAGCGCAGGUGGUGGAACUGGUGGUGGUAGUAGUAGCAGUAGGAGGAAGAAAGCGAUGGCUGGUUAUUUGCCCCAAAGAAAAUCUGAUAGCACUAAUAAUGGCCACAACAGCCAUAGUGGUAACCCUAGCGCUGCUAGUAGCAGCGGAGCACUUAGUCAUAGUCAGCCCCCAGCUUUAAUUGGAAGUGGGGUUGGCUUAACAAAUAUGGGGGGAGACCCGUCAUCCCUUCUUGCCUCGUCAUCUUCAUCCUCAUCAGUAGUUUCUUCCUCCUCCUCCGCCGCUCCCUCUUCCUCUGCUGCCUCAGUACUCGUCGCUAAUGAUUCUCACCUUUCUAAAUCUGAUAACCCCGGCUCAAUGCAACAUAACCCCACCGAUUCCGAUACAGAGCCAAUUUAUAGCUGCGGAGAGUGUGGCAAAAGCUUCCCUCACCUUUCCAGCCUUCGCAGGCAUAUGCGUAUGCAUGAGCCAACAGCAGCUGGCACUAGCAAAACCGCCUCUACUGGCCCAAAUCCUGUUCACAUUAAAACUCAGUCAGACCCCACCCUCCCCCAUUCGACCCAAGAUACUCCUCAGCCCUCGUCCAGUUGUUGCCCUAGCCCAGACAAAAUAUUUCAUUGCCCCGAAUGUGGCAAAGGCUUUAAGAAAAAAGGACACCUCCUGCAACACGGUGUCUUACAUUCUUCAGCCCGCCCCUAUGGCUGCUCCACCUGCUCUCGGGCUUUUAAUCGUAGAGAGUCACUGACACGGCAUGAGAAGAUACAUGAGGAAAAGCCAUUCCGAUGUCCUGCCUGUGGUCGUGCCUUCCGUGAGAGCACCUCUCUACUCAACCACGCUGCCUCAGGCACCUGCGGCAAGCCAGGUAGGGGACCUAAACAACGAGGCAGCAAGACAGGAAGCGAUGGUGAGGACAGAGUUGGGGGAGGGAGUGGAGGAGGUAAUGGAGGAGGGGGAACUUAUCCGAGCAAUAGGGGGGUCAUUUAUGGGAAAACUGAGGAAGAGGAUGGUGUAAUCAUUGUUGGGGAAGGAGAGCCAAAAUCAGGGUUAGGAUGUGAUGGUCUGUUUCAGUCUGGAAGGGGAGGGAAUUCAAAUGACAGGGACAGAACAGAUGGUAAAUACCCCACUGACUACUCUCGGAAUCGUUACACAGGCUACCAUGAAGACCACCGUUCUCAAGGUAAUCCAUCUCCGUGCUACUCUGGCGCCUCCCCCUGCGGAAGUGGGAUGGCCGGCCCAGCUCUGAGAAAGGCACCCCUGGCCCCAACACUGCAUCCACACUCCCAGAGCCACAGCCAGCACCACCAUCCUCAGCAACAGCCCCACCUGCCCCUCUCUUCUCUACUGGAUGACUCAGAGGACGAUGUCACUAGCUCCGUCAAUAACGCAAUCUCUGCUAUCACGGCUGCCAGUGGAAAUAGAGAUGAUAGGGGAGACAUCAUAGGAGGUCUGCUCGGUGGUCUUGGUCUUGGCCCUCUUGGUUCACCAUCAACCUCCGGCAUGGAUAAAAAUUUCAGAGGUGGCGGGAAUCAGGAGCCUUUGAGCGGCAAUCCACAGAAUCCUGCUGCUAAGCCCAAACGUCCCCGCAAACCCAGAGCCAAGAAAGAUCCAACAGCCGACGGGCAGCCCCCUAAACGUAGGCAGUACACUCCCAGGAUGGGAACCAGCGGGCUCCCCCGCACUCACCUCUGCAGUGUCUGCGGUAAGGGUUUUGCACGUCGCGAGACUCUACGCAGACACGACCGCAUCCAUACCGGGGAAAAGCCUCAUCACUGCACUGUUUGUGGGAAAUAUUUUCGAGAGGCUUUCCACCUUAGCAAGCAUCAAACAGUCCAUUCUGGGGCAAAGAAUUACAAAUGCAGCAUUUGUGGUAAGGAGUUUGGUUACUCCCAGAGCCUCAGGAGGCACAGCAAACUCCACCAAAAGGGGGAGAUGGAAGAGGUGCCCACAACACCAGCUCCAGAGAACCUCAACAGCUUUAAUCCAAACCCUCAAUGCAGUGUGCCCCAAGACGGGAGCCAGAACCAAGUACCAAGCACCUCCUCCUAUUACUCUUACCCUCAAGAUGUCAAGCCUCAAGAUACCCACCCUCCGCCACAGACCCAGCCACAUUCACAGCCUCCGCCUCGUCUUUACACCUGCGCUAUAUGUUGGAAGUCCUUCCGCCAUCACUUCCAUCUGACCGCUCAUCACCAGACGGUUCAUGAAGGUGGGGGUGAAAAGCAUUUCUGCUGUGACGUGUGUGGGAAAGCGUUUGCUUACUCAAAUAGCCUAACCCGACACAGGCAUUCCCAGCAUGGGAUCACCCGAGCCGAACCGUCUAACCCUCAAGAAGGCAGCGGCGGGUCUGGAGACAACCGAGGAGGGAGUGAUGUGAACCAGUCGGCGUCGGAGAGCGAGGCUGCCACCAAUGCUCUGCUACAGAUGGCCCCUUCCACUGAAGGCCACGGGCCUCCGAGUCUAAAUGUCGUCACUCAUAGCCACCAGCAAGCACCCCCGCAACCACCGGCCGGUUACUCCCCCCUCUUUUAUGACGCCACAACAGCCCAUUCGUCAUCAUCCAGUGCCCCGUCUUACUCGCAGCCUCUGCCCCCCAACUCUACCAUCAUGCCCCCUCACCACCCGCACUCCCCAGCCGGGGUGAAAGGAGAGCACAUAUAUCCAGCCGGAUCCCGCAGCCGUACGCUUCACACCACGGCCCCGUUCCAGCCCCUUACGGAACUGCCCUCCACCGAACAUCACCAUCUGCAUCAUCAUCUUCAUCACCCCCACCAUCAUCCUCAUCAUCAGUCAGGUGCCCAGCCCCACCAACACCUCGACUGCAGCAACCAGUUGUCACACGAUGAAAUCAGACGACACAAGAAGAAAAAAAAAAAGUCCGAUAGGAGAGAUUGGAGGGGAAAUAAGUACGAGUCCCAAGACUUAGUCAGCCGCAAGAAGAGAAAGAUAAGUUGUACAGUAAGAGGGGGGCACUUGAACAAAAAGCAAGGCUCUCUUCGCUUGACAAUUAGACGGGGAGAAGGAUCUGGUGGCGGCGGGUAUAAACUUGUCAACACUGGGGGAGUGAAGGUUCAGAUCCUGUCAUGCCUAAAAGUUCCUGUGAAGCGUUUUGGCUGUCCUAUAUGUACCAAUUCAGUGUUUUCCCGCAAAGCGGGACUGCUGGUCCACAUGGCAGUUAGACACCCGCAAAAAGCCACCACCAGGCUGGAGCGACUUCAGUGCAGCGUAUGCGGGAAGCAGUCGCACAGGCCCAUGGCCGCUUUUGUCCAUCGGGCCACUCAUCGCGCCAGAGGGACCUUCUCCUGUCAGUGCUGCUCGGCUCGCUUCUGGAACGCUACACUUCUCCAAAGGCACAAGGGGUCCUGCCGCCGCACGGCUAAGGUGGAGCGGCAAGGCGAUGCCAAGAGGAUGAAGCUUUUAAAGAGACCAGCAGAAAGACAGACCCGGGACGGUCCGGGUGAUAUGCCGUAUCACCUGCUGGGAUCGUAUAGAUACUGACAACACUCGCAUACGAUUGUGAACAGAAGAAGACAAUAAAGGGACUUGAAAAGGAAUCUGCUGAGUGUGGUAACAACUACUGUAGAGCAUCAUGUUAAAAUCACCUGAAAUUCUUCCAGAUUCUUUUGGAAUGUGUUUGAAAGAUGUGACUGUUUCCAUAGGAUCACUAACCCUUAAGUGCAUUGACACUAUGCUUGGCAGACACAAGUUUAGAUCAUAAUGUUAGCUGCACCUCCCCAUAGCGUCCCGCGUACACCUCUUGCUGUAUGAUAAAGUGUGUCUCUGCUGUGUACUUUUGUCUUGUUCAUGUAGCAGCCCUGAGGAGUUUCCAUAUGUAAAGUGCUUUUCUUAGGCGUAGGGACUUUGGGACUAAGACAUUUGUUGAUAGUUUGUCAGUGCAUGUUUGUUCUCUGGUCCAGUUUUUUGCUGAGGUGAUUGAUAUGUGACGGCUUAUUCAAGUAUAUCCCAGACGUUUGUAGUGUCAACUUGAUUUAAGAGUAUAUUCCCUAGUGAUUAUAAUCACCUAUAGAUAAAAAAAAAAAAAGUGGAUGGUAAUUAGUAGAAAGGGUCUCUCCUGCCAAAAUGAAGAAACUUACAAAAAGCCUUGCUUUUAAUGUUCACUUCAUUUCUUUCAGAUUUUCUUAGCUUUUGUACCAAGAGAUAGAACACGACGCUUUCUCAUGUUCUUUGUAUGCUCUUUUUAGCAGUGAUUAUUUCUACAGUGCUUCACGUUGUGUUCAUGACAAGGACCUAUUGGACUGUUCCAUGUAUUUAUGUACCUAACCGUCUCAACCCUCAACCUUUUUUAGCGUGUGCUGACUUGCAAUCAUAACCUUUUCUUUUCUUCUAAAGAAAGACCUUCAUUUCCUCACAUAUGAAAUGUCCGCGCCUCUUUCACACCUUGCUUUUUUUUUUCUUCUAAAGAAAAAAAAAUAUAGUUUUAGUAGAUUUUUAUCACUUUAUUUACUGAAAGCCAGUAGUUGAUUAUAUUUGAAAUGAAUAAACCUUGAGUGUAAUACUUUGGUUUUCCGUUCUUGUUCAUGCUGGGGUUUGUGUUUUAGUUUCUCGUCUUUGCAAAUGUCCAUUCAGUCGUCCUACUCAAUGGACUCUGCGAUACAUUUCAAGGAAAAGGGCAGUUUGUCCAUCAUCCACAAUCCUUAUGUGAGACAUGAACAUGUGGACCAAAAUGUGUGGCUUUAUCUUUGCAAGGUAAAAACAACAACUUGCAAACAAAACGUCCAGGUUUUCAAAUAAAAGCUCUUUUUUUUUUUUUGCUUGCAAAUCCAUUAUUUUUGUGUGCAACUUUUUUUGUGCAUGCAAAUCGUUUUUUUUAUUGUUUGGAUAAAAGGAUACAAAUUUCUCUCCAUAUGAACACAUAUCUUUUUUUUUUCUGUGCGUUCUAUAAAAACGGGUAAAAGAGGCUGCUAAGAAUACAGUACUUGGACUUUAUUGAUCCACAAGGGAAAUUGCUUGGUUACACUGACUCAGUUGCAGAAGAAAACAACAAACACGCUUUUAAAAAAAAAAGCAAAGCAAUAUGAAUAAAGUAUAAUAAAAGAAUACAGGAUUUGCAUAUUUACAAAUAGUCUGUAGAAAUAUUGUAAAUACAAGUACAUGUAUACUUUAUACAAGGGAGGGCAGACAGUACAGCGCAGUAAUUUUGUGAAUGAUCUUUUACAGACGGGUGAGGUAUUGUAGAGCUAGCUGGAUGGCGUGAGGAAUGAAUGAAGUCCUGUAGCGUUUACUGAGGGAACGGAACUGGAGGAGUCUGUUGGAGAAUGAGCUCUGCUGCCCCUCAGUUGUCCAAUGGAGAGCAGUUUGUCCACUGUCGUCCUGUCUCUCAUUGUUACGCUUCAUUACACGUAAUGGGAAGCACCUAUUCCACCAAAACCUUGUGGAAGAAAAACUCCAAAAAGCGCCAACAACGCUCCAUUUACUGUACAUAAUGUGACCUUCAUAUUAACCCACGCUACAGAAACAUUAUUAUUAUUAGCAUUGCUACGCCCAAGAACUAGUACUGGCAUAGUGACACCUCGCCUCGCCACACCGGCUAGCUACUAGCUGGCUAGCAACUAUCUUCACCACACACUCGCUCACAAUGCCUCAGGCCACUAGCGAAAGGUAAGGCUACAUAUUGGAGCGUGUUGCUAUGUGAAAUCAAUGCACCCAGGAAGGAAUUUCCCAAAAUAUUGUCAAUAUUGCAUGUUAUGAAGAAUGUAGCGGUUACUCCUGUACCUGCUCACAGCAUGGAUAUAAAACCUUUUUGGAGCUUUUUAGAGGCCUUUAUCAUCAAAAUACUGUAGGAGUGUCCCAUUACAGUCAUUGUUAGCGCCCUCAUUCUAAGUGCUUUUAUAGAGAAAAGUGUAUUCAUGUGUCACAUAAGAACUGUGGAUGGUGGGCAAAAUUCCCCAAAAUGUGCAGUUUUCCUCUAAGGCAGGGGUCUGAAACCUUUUUGGCUAAGAGAGCCAUGAAAGCCACAUUUUAAAAUGAAUUUGCAAUACAACUAAAUGUGUGCAAUUUUAAGCAAGACCAACAAUUUUAGAAUGCAGUCUCUGAAUUAUUUUUGUUAUGCUGAAGCUAACCAAUAAAAAAAAUACUUCCAAUGCGACUUCACGAUUUGAAAAAAAAAAAUCAAAAAAAUUGAUUUGCAAAGAAAAACGAUUUGCAAGGGGAAAAAAAUUGCAAGAAAAAAGGUUUGCAAGCAAAAACGGAUUUGCAGGGGAACACAAUUUGGAAAGCAAAAAAACAUUUGCAGGCAAAAAACGGGAUUUGCAAGCAAAAUGAUUAGUUUGCAACCAAAAUAAGUUGUGCAAACAAGAUUUGUAAGCAAAAACAAUCUGCAAAUAUAAAAAAGGUAAGCAAAAAAAAAUUUACAAGCAAAAAACAAUUCGCAAACAAAAAACAACUUGCAAGCAAAAACGGAUUUGCAAGAGAAAAAAACAAUUUGCAAAGCAAAAAACGAUUUGUAAGCAAAAAAUGAGAUUUGCAAGCAAAACGAUUUGCAACCAAAAAAAUUGGUUUGCUAGCUAAAUCAAUUUGCAACCAAAGUAAGUUGUGCAAACAAAGAUUUAUAACCAAAAAAACGAUUUGUAAGCAAAACGAUUUGUGUGCAAAAAAAAAAGACAUUUGCCAGCAAAAUCAGUUUGCAACCAAAAUAAGAUGUGCAACUUUUAGUUUGAUUUUUUUUCCCCUUGCAAAGUGUGUUUUUCUUUGAUUGGCUAAAAAGAUUUGUUGGAAAAAUUUCUCUCCAUAGGCUAGUAUAUUAUUUGGCAAUAAUGGAGUUUCGGUGUCUGACCUGGAAAAUAUUGGAAGGAGAUCGGGCGUUGGCUGUGGACACCCACACUGUCAACUUCAUUCAAGUCAAACUUUAUUUAAGUAGCACAUUUUAAAACAACCAGUGCUGCACAGGCUAUGUUGACAAUGAGAAAAAUAAAAUCAAACAAUAAAAUAAAUACAUGUAGAUAGCGACUUUAGCUAAAAAAAACAAACAAUCCAUAAAAUAUACAAAGUAAAGUCAGUGUGCUUGUUCAGUUUUUGUUGCAUGCCAGUGAAAAGAGGUAGGUUUUUAAAGUGCUCGAGUGUUUGUGCAUCGCUGAUGUGCAGGGGGAGGCUGUUGCUACUUGGGAUGCGGGGCUGCAGGAGCUCAGGCAGGUACGUUGCCAAGACUGUAUUUAAGCUGUUAUUCCAGCUCCACCAGGUGGCAGUAAAGCACACAUGUAAGCGUUGCCAUGAUCCAGUCCAUAGUAGGCAGGAGUGAUCUCAGUACGACUGAGAGUUGUGUAGUUGUGUGCCACGUGACCCGUAUCCACGUAACGCCACCAAUAGAAAACAGCUUUAAAUUGCCGCGGGUGUUUUGUGGAGUGCUGUGUGAGAAAUCUGAAGUCAAUCUCACUUCUUGGGUGGGGGGGUGU
Molecule: messenger RNA, 9791 nt
Organism: Dunckerocampus dactyliophorus (ringed pipefish)
Lineage: Eukaryota; Metazoa; Chordata; Actinopteri; Syngnathiformes; Syngnathidae
Exons: 3
Coding region: 1231-5880 (1549 amino acids)
Biological process (GO): regulation of transcription by RNA polymerase II
Cellular component (GO): nucleus
Molecular function (GO): RNA polymerase II cis-regulatory region sequence-specific DNA binding; DNA-binding transcription factor activity, RNA polymerase II-specific
Source: RefSeq, a predicted model, not a curated record